UAACUUUCCUUCAUGCUCGAGAGUAGUUCCCGCAUACUCGAGGCCUCAGCUAGGUUGCGGAGUAUUGUUCAACUUGCUGAAAAAUGCCCGCGAGUAAAACAUGGCCGCUAUGGAAAAAAUCGAUAUUAUUUUCUAUUCGUAGGUUUAGUCGAAGUAGGUCGUAGUAGGUCGGCAUGUAAUUCGUAGGUAAUCAAGGGUAGUCGAAGGUAAUCGAAGGUAGUUGAAGGUAGUCAUAGAUAGUCUUCAACAUAGUUGAAGGGAGGUCGAAGGAGAUCGAAAGAGGUCGUCUUCACUCUCCACUAUCCAAUUUUCCCGAAGCUAGUCUUCAACAUAGUCGAAGGAGGUCGAAGGAGGUCUUCAACAUAGUUGAAGGGGGUCUUCAACAUGACACUUUUUCAAACUCUCCUAAACUCUUCUAAUCUCACCAAUUAGGUCACCGCAAUGGGACAGCCCCUUUACUACAUUACUUGUGCUUCCAAGAGGCCCAUGCCGAACAUAACACCAAGUUAAACGGAACUCUUCUGCCUGCCCAUUAUCCAUAUCCCUCCAUUCCCCACAUCCCCAUGUGCCCAUCCAAAAGUCUCUUAAAUGCCACUCUCAUAUGUAUCUCCAUCACCACCCUGGGCAGUGUGUUCCAGACUCCCACCACCCUCUGUAAAAAACUCACCCUGCAUAUCUCCUAGUGGAGUCCGGGCAAGUUGUUCGGCGUGGAUGGGCCAAAGGGCCUGUUACCAUUCUGUACAACUCUAUGACUAUGUGCAGGGCAGGGUUUUUAAACAGAGAGUGGCGAGUGCUACCAGGAGUGGUGGUGGAGGCAGAUACUGUAUGAUAGUGGCGUUUAAGAGACUUUUGGAUAGGCGUAUGGAUAUGCAGGAAAUGGAGGGAUAUGGAUAAUGUACAGGCAGAUAAACAUUGGUCUAGGCAUCAUGUUCGGUAGGGACUUUGUGGGCCGAAUGUCCUGUUCCUGUGCUGUACUGUUCUAUGAUCUACGUAGCCCAAUAUUUAGACUUAGGCGACACUUUGGAAUCCACAAUCAGUUGUGUUUAUUGUCAAAAAGAACUUGGAAUUUGUCUCUCGAUAGCCGGCAGGCUAAUGAAGAGAGUCUGUAGAGUGUCUUUUUCCUUUAAUGAGAUUACCUGGUAAGUUAUGUAUAAGGUUUUGUGCUCCGAGCUCCAAACCAGGCUCAUGUUACUCACGUAAUACUCGCUUCCAAUGUGUGGCAAAAGUCAUCUUUUAUUCAGAAGCCGGUAUCUCUGCAUCCCAGACCAAGAUGCUGCGUGGCUCCAGGAGGAAAUGUAAAAAGUCGACAAAGUCGGAGGAGACCAGGUUGAUGGAGAAUGGAGCGGCCGACGAGAGCCAGACGCGGGCCACGGUGCAAGCUAAAGGCUUGCCGGCGGCGACCGAGGCCCCUGCCCCCCCCCGCAUUCGGCCUCGGCUGAUAUUCCACACACAGCUGGCUCACGGCAGCCCCACCGGCAGGAUCGAGGGCUUCACCAACGUUAAGGAACUGUACGCCAAAAUCGCAGAGGUCUUUGAAAUCUCACCGACAGAGAUUCUGUUCUGUACGUUAAACACUCACAAGGUAGACAUGCAGAAGUUAUUGGGAGGCCAGAUUGGACUGGAGGAUUUCAUCUUUGCCCAUGUAAAAGGACAAAUGAAAGAAGUGGAGGUGACAAAGUCGGAAGAUGCUCUUGGUCUGACCAUCACAGACAAUGGGACGGGCUAUGCCUUCAUUAAGAGGAUUAAAGAAGGUAGCACGAUCGACAGAAUCAAGACUGUUUGCGUCGGAGACCACAUAGAAGGAAUAAACAAUCAAACUAUCGUGGGCUGUCGACAUUACGAAGUUGCCAAGAUGUUGAAAGAAUUGCCUAAAGGUCAACCAUUUUUGCUUGCGUUAGUGGAACCAAGGAAAGCAUUUGACAUGAUCGCUCGAAGGACAAAGUGCGCUAAGUCUACGGGUGAAGCAAAAGUUGGAAGCGGACGGGAAACUUUGCGUUUAAGGUCAAAGGGCUCUGCCACUGUGGAAGAGGCUCCAACAGAGUUCGAAGAACGAGCGACCAGGAAAGUGGACGAUCUGUUGGAAAUUUACAUGGGCAUCAGAGACGUAGAGUUAGCUGCAACUAUGGUGGAAACCGGAAAAGAUAAGAAGAAUCCAGAUGAGUUCGCAGAGGCUUUGGACUCCGUCCUCGGUGAUUUUGCGUUUCCGGAUGAAUUUGUUUUUGAUGUUUGGGGGGCAAUAGGAGAUGCCAAAAAUGGUCGAAUCUAACACGAGUAGGUAUAAUGUGCGGAAUUCCUCCAACUAUGGGUAUGGUCUGACUCCUUGACUUUUCCCUUCCUUCACAAGUAAGCACUUUUAAUCAACGUUGGACAAUCUGAACUUUGAUUACCGCAUGUAAUUAGAAAUAAAAAAGACAUAAUUUCAGUUUAUAGACACAAAAAGCAGGAGUAACUCAGCGAGUCAGGCAGCAUCUCUGGAGAAAAGGAACCGGUGACAUUUUGGGUCGUGACCCUUGUUCCCGAAACGUCACCUAUUCCUAUGAGCCUCACUUUGAAGGAUGAAUGCAGAUUGUAUUCUUUUGAUUACAGCCAAUGAGUGUCAUCGUGGCAUGAUACAAUAUCGAAUCGAGGUCCUUUAUUGUUAUGCAAGUCUCCAGCACAGAUCAGGAAAGUCCUGUCACGCAGUUGACCAUGGGGAAUAUUACUGGCCAAACAUUUUAACUCCCCUUCCCACUUCUAUACUGACAUUUCUCUCUUGAGCUUCCUCCACUGUCAGAGUAAAGGGCCUGUCCCAUGAGCAUGCGACCUGCAUGCGGCACGCGCGACCAAACUGGAAUGCGGGGGGCGCGCGGAGGUCGAGUGAUCCCCGUACAGGGCCUGUCACAUCAGCAUGCGCCUGCAUGCAGCGAGCACGACCAAACUGGAAGCGGGGGCCGCGCGGAGGUCGAGUGAGUGACGUGAAGUUCGAGCGAAGUCCGCGGGAAGUUCGCACGUGACAUACGGCGUCAAGACGUGCGUACGGUGUCGAGACGCUGCAUAUGCCCGUCUAGGCAGUGUGUAUGGCGUUGAGGCAGCUGCGGGCCGGUAGGCCGUUGCUGCGCGUAAUUUUUGAACACGGCCAGUUUUUCGGAGCCCCGCGCGAUGUCGGGACUAGCACCACACAACUCCAUAUGGCUCCGGCGAUCGAAGUGGGACCGGCCCCGCGAGGCCGUACGGCUCAAGCGACCACGUUAGGUCGCGCUUGCCGCAUGCAGUCGCAUGCUCAUGGGACAGGCCCUUGAGGCCACAUUCAAAUUGGAGGAACAGCACCUCAUAUUUAGCUUGGGCAGUUUACAACCCAGCGGUAUGAAUAUGGAUCUCUCAAAUUUCAAGUAACCUCUGUAUUCCAUCUCUCUCCGCCCCUCCCCUGUCCUAGUUGUUCUGCCUGUUCCACUGUUCGUAUCCAUAUAUCCCUUUGUUAUCACCUCUUCCACAGCCAACAAUCGACCAUUGUGGGCUCCACCUUUCCUUGGUCAUCGGUGCCGGCUCUGGUUUGUUCUGAGGAGUGGAGAUAUAGAAGGAGUAUGGGGUUGGGCUCAGCUGGAAUAUUGUUCCUCCCAUGGUUAAGUAGUCCUCCAAAACUCACUGCAAAGACCACAGGUGAAUGAUAAUCAUCGCCUACAAGUUCACGAGGAGAAGGAAAAUAUCAAGACAGCAAGACAUAAGAUAACUUUUUUUUCGCCCAUGGUUGAAUAAAUUGAAAUUUGAUUUAUUAUUGUAACUAUGUUCAACUUUGAAUUUUUUUGUUGUUAAUCCAGCAGACACAUUUCUUUAGUUUGGAUUUAAGUGCUUCUUGCAUUUUAUGAUAUUCUCCAAGCAAACAGUCUCUUAAUUUACAACAUAGAAGAGAGGCAGUUAACGCAUUGGCUUCAAAAGCAUGACGGACCCAAAAUUUUCAGCACAGAUUGUUAACAAAAAACAACGGCUCCAGAAAUGCAUUUGAUUUCCCUGUGAAAGAUUUUGUUUGAGCUUUUUCACGCUAGUAACACCAUCUCCGGUGCGUGAAAGUAUAUUAUACUGUGUUGCAAAUAAAAUGUUAUGUUAGUCAUGAGCCAAGAAAAUUUGUAAAAAUGGCUGUAUUAUAACACUAUGCAUCAGAAGGACUUGCAUUGGAGAUGUCCAUUUUAAUUUUGCACUUUGAGUAUGACAUUUAACAUUUACAACUUGUAAAAGUUAUGAAACUAUGAAACUUAUAGAACUAAAGUCUUAUGCUGCUUGAGCCCCAUUGAACACUAAGAUGGCAGUAAUCAUUUGGUUGUAAGCAUUUAAUUAAGACUCAUUGCAGUAACGGAUCACUAAUUGAAGGUUCACUUGCUCACUUAUUCCCAGGAUGGAACCAAAUCAAACACUAGACGGCAGAGCUUUAAGGUGGGAGGGGCAAAGUUUAACGGAGAUGUGCGGGGCAGGUUUUCUACCCAGUGGGUGCCUAGGGUGUGCUGCCAGGGGUGGUGGUGGAGAGAGAUACAAUAAUGGCAUUCAAGAGACUUUUGGAUAGGCAAAUGGAUAUGCAGGGAAUUUAGGGGUAUGGAUUGUGUGGGUUUCCUCUGGGUGCUCCGGUUUCCUCCAAUAUCCCAAAGAUGUGCGGGUUUAUAGGAUAAUUGGUCCAAGUGUGUUGGGAGUGAACGGCUAAAUGGGAUAACUUAGAUAAGCGAUGGUCUUGGCAUCAUGUUUGGCACAAACGCUGUGGGCCGAAGGGCCUGUUCUUGUACUGUACUGUUCUAUGUACUGUACUAUGUUCAAUUAUUGGCCUAGCCCUGACUACAUAGUCAAUAUCAAAUGAGAUUAACUAUAUGCAGAAUUUUAUCGAGGUAUUUUGUAUUACUUUUGAAGAAAAAUCAUACACCAGAGAAAUUUGAAGCAAGCACCAUUCAGUUUAUGUGGCAAUAGAUUAUGAGGCAAUAGGAGGCAUUAAAUAUUUAGAGAGCAGGCACAGAUAUUAGUCAUGGUCAGAUAUCAGGCAAGCAAUGACAUAAUACAGACGAACAUUAAACAACACAGGAGAACAAUAGUAUUUCCUGGAGAAAGACACAAAAUGCUGGAGUAACUCAGCGGGACAGGCAGCAUUGUUGGAGAGAAGGAAUGGGUGACGUUUCGGAUCAAGACCCUUCUUCAGACCCGACCUGUCCCGCUGAGUUACUCCAGCAUUUUGUGUCUAUCUUCGAUUCAAACCGGCAUCUGCAGUUCCUUCCUACACAGUAUUUACUGGAGUUUGUCUCUGAGCCUAUGAGUCUUGGACCAAAUUGAGAAUGUAAGCUGGUGGUCAACUUGAGGAAGAAUUUUUUUUUGCCCUAAAUCUGGAACGUGCUGCCUGAGAAAGCAGGUGGAGGGAGGCAGGUGCUCUCAAAUGAAUGAGCAUCUGAAUUUUCAAAGCAUAUCAGGCAGCUGCCAAAGUGAUGUAUUAAUGUUUAGUUUAAAGAUACAGCAUGGAAUCUGGCCCUUCGGCCCGCUCAGUCUACCUCGACCAUUGAUCACCCGAUCAUGCUAGUUCUUUGUUAUCCCAUUUAGGCAUUCACUCCCUGCACACCAGGACCAAUUAUCCUACAAACCCGCACAUCUUUGGGAUAUGGGAGGAAACCGGAGCACCCAGAGGAAACCCACGUGGUCACAGCGACAACAUGCAAAUUCCACACAGACAGCACUCGAGGUCAUGGCUAACCCCAGGCCAUUGGCGCUGUGAGGCAGCAGCUCUACCAGCUGCACCAGUGUGCCAUUCUAUGAGAUUAAAAAUGGGAUUAGUAUAAAUAGGUACUUGAUGGGUGGAAUAGACAUGGUGGGCGGAAGGACCUGUUUCUCUGCUAUGACUCUGUGAGUCUACGACAAUCGGAAGGUCACCUUUUAACCCUUGAGCUAAUUGUUGCCCUGAAAUAAUAAAGGUUCGAUGCUCCUGCAGUUUGCUUGUGGCCACACUCUGGCCACAGAGAAGAGGAGUUAAAAUGGUUAGCAGUCAGGGAGAUCUGGUAGGCCUUGAUGGAACGAGCACAAGUGUUUAGCAAAAUGGUUGCAGGGUGUACGCUCGGUCUCGCCCAUGUAAAGGAGGCCAUUAUCAGGAACACCGAAUGCAGUAGAUGAGGUUAGAGGACAUGCGUGUGAACAUCGUCGCACAAGUGAAGGGCGGUACGGUGACACAGCGGUAGUGUUGCUGCCUUGCAGCGCCAGAGACCUGGGUUCGAUCCUGACUAACGGUGUUGUCUGUGCAGAGUUUGUAUGUUCUCCCUGUGACUGUGUGGGGUUUCUCCGGGUUCUCCGGUUUCCUCCCACAUUCCAAGGACGUGGAGGCUUGUAGGUUAAUUGGCUUCUGUAAAUAAUAUGGAAGUGGUACACAGAUGCUUGAUGGUUGCCGUGGACACGGUGGUCUGAAUGGCCUGUUUUCACACUGUAUCUUUAAACUGAAAACAAAAAACAAACAAAAGUGUGUUUGUAUUGGAUCGUUACCAAUCUAUUUUUGCCUUAAAAUUACUGUGAAUGGUGCAUAACAAUGUUGUACUUUCCAAAUAGCUUCCAGACCAUGGAUUUUAGAUCUGUAAGAUCUGAAGUUAUACUUGACCCAAAUGUCAUGGAGAAGCAUUUGCAUGAAGAAUAUUAACUAGAGGAUGCAAUCUCAAUGAGCAUGGAAAUAUUGUAGAUAAAAGCAAUGGCCAAGUGCUAGAUAUACAACAAUAUUAACGUCUCACCUUUGCCCGAAGCAACUAUAUUCAAUCUUCUGUAGAAUUUCAAGUGCCACUAAACGUAACUUUCAGGAUUGAAGUGAAAUCCAAAUCACAAUGUUAGAAACUUCUGAUAAUCAUUGAUUUAAAAAAAAAAAGAGGUCCUUUAUUAAAGCUGAAUUUCAAUUUUGGGGCCUGAUUUUGAACCAAUGCUUUCACUGAGAUCAGUAACAUGCUUUGAGGGCAUUCUUGGAUUAAGCUUUUCAUAAAUAUUUAUUGCUAUAUUAAGGACAAGUUUCUAGCAUAGCGCAGACAUUAAUUCCUCUGUAUUUGGAUUGUAUUUAUGUAUAAGAUUCUUUUAAUUCUUUGUGUGUCUAACUUUGGAUUGCUCUAAAAAUGUAACAGUAAGAAGACCUCAUUAAAAUUAUGUUUGAUUCUUAAUUAAAACAGUAUUGAAACUUGCGUUUGACAACAAUGAUACAGUGAGCCAUUUCGACCAGGUGAAAAGAACACAAAUACUGGAGGAAUUCAGAGGGUCAGGCAGCAUUUGUGGAAGGAAUGGACAGGCGAUGUUUCAGGUCGGGACCCUUCUUCACUCUUGAGUUCCUCCAGCACUUUGGAUUUUGUUCAUGAUUCCAGCAUCUGCAGUUCAUUGUGCCCUGCAGAUGAAUAGAAAUGUGUCUUAGGAUAAAACACAUUGACCUGAGCAUAAGUUUUACCCAUUCCUUCGUCUCUCUGUUCCCUUUGGGCAGAAGAUCCAAAGGCUUGAAAACACGCACCUCCAGACUCGGGAAGAAUUUCUCCCCCGCUUGUUAUCAGAUAUCUGAAUGGUCCUUCUAUAAGCUUGUGUACACCACUCAAUUCUCCAACCUACCUCACUGCAGCCAUUGAACUUUUCCUCUGGAACUGUUAGUCUCCCACAAUGUUGAGAACCUUAUUCUGCACUCUCUACCUUUCCCUUCACUUUACCUUUCAUACGAGUUUGGCUUGAGAUUGAGACAAAAUGCUGGAGUAACUCAGCGGGACAGGCAGCAUCGCUGGAGAGAAGGAAUGGGUGACAUUUCGGGUCGAGACCCUUCUUCGGACUUGGCUUGAUUAUAUUCAUUUGAUAGCAUGAUCUGAUUUGAUUGGAGAGCAUGCAAGCACAAGCUUUUCACUAUACCUCGGUGGUACAUGACAAUAAUAAACCUAAAGGUAUAUUUCACAAAAUACAGCAACUCUGUCAACAAGUCCAGCUGAUGAGAAUGAUUUUGUUCUUUGGAAGGGAACAAUUCCCUUUUCAGUCACCCUAUACUCAAGUAUGGUGUAAUCUGCCUGGAUAGCCCACAUAAUAAAGCUUUUAACUGUAUAGUAAACCUCGUUUUUACGGAAGUCUUUAUAAUGGAUUUCAGUGGUAGCGGACGGACCUGUCAACCUUCGCGGCCGAUGCUACCUCUGGCCCACACCGCCUCCCCGGCCACUUCCAAUACCGUGUCCUGCCACCGCCGCUACCGACCCUCACCCGCUCUCCGGUCGCCCGUGCGCCGCGACCAUUGACUCCGCUGAUCCUCGCCUCUCACCCGGCCGCCAGCAGGCCGGGGCCGUCAACCCGCCUGGAUUCCAGGCCCAGUCCCGGGACCGAGAAUCUGAGGAAGGGUCUCGACCCGAAACGUCACCUAUCCACAUUCUCCAGAGACGGUGCCUGAACAUGCUGAGUCACUCCAGCACUUUGUGCCCUUUUGUGUAUUAACCAGCAUCUGCAGUUGUUUGUUGCUACUGCUUAUACAAUGAGCACCGUUUCUCACUUAUGGUGAAUCUGUGGAAUUCUUUGCCACAGAAGGCUGGAGAGGCCAAGUCAGUGGAUAUUCUUAAGGCAGAGAUAGAUAGAUUCUUGAUUAGUACAGGUGUCAGAGGUUAUGGGAAGAAGGCAGGAGAAUGGGGUUAGAACGGAGAGAUAGUUCGGCCAUGAUUGAAUGGCGAAGUAGACUUGAUGGGCCGAAUGGCCUAAUUCAACUCCUACCACUUCUGACUUUAUAGCGGACAAUUGACAAUAACGGAGGUGCACGUGACAAUAAUAAACCAAAUACUUGCUCUGAGCUACUGUCAUCCUCUUAAAACAUAAUGGUAUAAUCUGCAUGGAUAGCACACAAAUAAAGUUUUUCACAGUACAACAAACCCUUGUUUUUACGGACCUCUUCAUAAAGAUUUUGGUUAUAGCGGACGUCAUUCGCUGCCGAGAUCAUCACCAACAAUAAUAAACCAGUAUCGAAUAGUUGCUACUAUCAUCAUCACAAAACAUGCCUGAAGAAGGGUCUCAACCCAAAACAUCACCCAUUCCUGCUCUCCAGAUAUGCUGCCUGACCUGCAUAGUUAAGUGAGCUUUUUAGACUAUUUAGACAAUAGACAAUAGGUGCAGCAGUAGGCCAUUCGACCCUUUGAGCCAGCACCGCCAUUCAAUGUGAUCAUGGCUGAUCAUCCCCAAUCAGUACCCAGUUCCUGCCUUCUCCCCAUAUCCCCUGACUCCGCUAUUUUGAAGAGCCCGAUCUAGCUCUCUCUUGAAAGCAUCCAGAGAACCUGCCUCCACCGCCCUCUGAGGCAGAGAAUUCCACGGACUUACCACUCUGUGAGAAAAAGUGUUUCCUCGUCUCAGUUCUAAAUGGCUUACUCCUUAUUUUUAAACUGUGGCCCCUGGUUCUGGACUCCCCCAACAUCGGGAACAUGUUUCCUGCCUCUAGCGUGUCCAAGCCCUUAACAAUCUUAUAUGUAUCUAUCCUCGCCAGCAUCUGCAGUUCCUUUCUACACAUCACAAAGCAUUCUUUGCCCCACUCCAGCCUCUCAGCUUCGGGUUGAGACUCUAUAGAAUGUCCCUGAUGGGGAAAUGUGUGGCAUUUUGUGUUC
Messenger RNA from Leucoraja erinaceus (little skate), 9557 nucleotides. RefSeq names its product PDZ domain-containing protein GIPC3-like. Bases 1127 to 2266 code for a protein of 379 amino acids. NCBI's taxonomy places the organism in Eukaryota, Metazoa, Chordata, Chondrichthyes, Rajiformes, Rajidae. The record is from RefSeq and is a predicted model, not a curated record. The transcript is spliced from 6 exons. Gene Ontology annotation, molecular function: protein binding.